AUGGCUGGCGCGGAGCGCGAUGCAUUGCCAGAGACAAUAUCCACACCAUCUCAUACAUCGCAGCGGCGGAAUGUCGCGGCGCUUGCCUCGUCUUUGCCGCUGCCGUCGUCGAGACGCGUGACUACGCCUCAUCAGGCGCCACCCAACGACCGCCGCACGCCGUUGGCGCAGGGCCCUUUGGGUGGCUACCGCUCCCUCUCGAGGUCGAAAGGCACACCGAUGCACGAUAAACUCCUAGGAAAGCGCAGCUUUUCGUCUUCGAGCCUGCAGGAGCAGGGUGGCUUUUCUACGCCUCAGCCCCAGGGUUCGAAGCGACCACUGGUGUCAUCUGUGCUGGCCACCGCACCGCGUCCUACGCGAGUGACGUCCAACGAACAUGAUGCCUUCCAGACACCAUUAGUGCAGCGGCAACGCCAUCAUGGUAUAUCUCCCUCGCCUGCCAGCGACGAUUACGAAUUGCAAAUGCUGCGCUCCGAAUAUGAACGACGCAUUCAGACGGAGCAGCAUGCGAACCAGGUUAUGGAAGUGCAGAUGCGCUCUCAAUUGCGCGAGCUCGAAGCACUCAAGUGUCAGCGUGUAGAAGUACUUCGUGAAUGGGAGACAGAACGCGCAAUGCAGCAAGAAAAACAGCGGGCGUGGGACAAGGUGCGGUCAGAGACGGAGGCACAACUCGCGUCACUGCGUGCGGACUCACUGCGACUCCAGUCCCGCAACGACGAGCUUGAGUCGCAGCUUAGCGCUACGGCCCGCGACGCGCACACCGAAAGCGUAUCUAUCAAGUCCCAGCUGGCACGACUCCAAACGGAAUGCGAGCUGUCUACAUCACAGAACGAGUCGCUUUCACGCACGAACGAGCAUCUGCUCGCACGUAUCAAUGAAUUGGAGUCUGCUCCGCUUGAGAAGUCCGCUCCCUCGGAUGAAGAUGCCGCGCUUUUCAAAGACCAGCUGAGUCAAUCACUUACGACGAUCCAGCGCCUCGAAGCGGCCAAUGUACGCCUCACAUCCGAAAAUAAAAGACUGGCCGAUGCCAGUGCGCGGAUUGAUGUUCUACGUGAAUCAAAUCGAGGACUCGAAGCCAAACUCACGCAGCUGCCGAAGCUGCAAGAAGCACUGCUCGAAAAAGACGCCGAGCUGGCCUCGUUGCGCGACGAGCAAAGUCGCUGGAUCUCUGUGCUAGAACAUGGCAUCAAAACAGAGGAACAUGCGGCAUUCAUGGCUGCCGCACACGCUAGUGAUCAGGCCCCGCCACAGACGGCUGUACCUGAGACACUAUCUCCUGAGACGCUCCCUGCCUACAUUUCCACCCUGCGUGGCACCGUUAUGGGUCUGUAUGCACGUAUAGAGGGCCUGGGUCAUUCGGUCGAGCAGAUGCGGACGGCAAAUCUGGACCUGAGUCGCCGCGCUGCGCAGGACUCGGAGACUGAAACCCAGCUGCGAAAAGAGCUCCAUCAAAAGUCGGACCUACUGCUGCGUGCGCAGCGUCAGCUCGACAUUCAAAGUGACGAUUUGAGGCGCUGCAAAGAAGUCCUGGAAUCUUUUGAGCAAGAGGCACAGCAGGGCGACACAUCAUAUGAAGCCACACAUCAACGUCGCAUCACAGGUCUCGAAGAGCGUAUUGCUCUCCUGAUGGCCGAAUGUGACUCGCUCACGCAAAAGCUGGCCGAGUCGGAGCGAGUUCCACCUACCGCGAACCAUCCAGCCUCAGAAGAGGCUUUGCUUGUCUUGGAGGCACAAUUCCGUGAACUCGAGCAGCACGCUCAGGCCCUUAGCACGGAAAAUGAGACACUGUGGCUUCGGGUGGGGCGCGGCGAAUUUAAUGCCGAGCGUGAGAGAUGCCUCGUCCUUACUGACAAUCCCGUUUCACGAGACUUGGCUGUCCGCACAUCAACAUUAGAGGCCCUCAGAAAAGAGAAUGCAGGCCUGCUAGAACAGGUCGAGGCAUUGCACAAACAGCUCACUUCUGCCCAUCUACCAGCUCCUGCUACAGGCACGGACGCGGUCGUGCCCCUUCAAACCGUGGAUAACCUGCGUGCCGAAUUGACCAAACUGCAAGAGACCCUACAGCUCAAGGACAAGGGAAUGCUGCGUCUCAAGCAAGUGUUCACAGCCCAAGCCAAUCUGUUUCGCGAAGCUGUACAGUCGCUCUUUGGCUACAAAAUUCGAUUUAUGGAGAACGGCAAGGUCAAGCUGACAUCUGCGUAUGCUGGCAGUGCCCGAGGCACCACACUCGUGUUUCGCUCCGAUGAGGGAAAUGUGGGUGAGAUGAAGCUACAAGGCGAAGCGAAUGAUGGCCUUGCAAACGUUGCACAUCUACGCGACUACUGGCUCAGCGAUGGCAUCCGGCACAGCGUUCCGUGCUUCCUGGCCGCUCUGAACUUGGAGUUGUAUGAAAAUACAACCCAGGCGAUCCGUAGCUCAUUUGGCGCUGAUGUGGAGGCGUAG
Molecule: messenger RNA, 2442 nt
Organism: Malassezia restricta
Lineage: Eukaryota; Fungi; Basidiomycota; Malasseziomycetes; Malasseziales; Malasseziaceae
Product: mitotic spindle assembly checkpoint protein MAD1
Exons: 1
Coding region: 1-2442 (813 amino acids)
Biological process (GO): attachment of mitotic spindle microtubules to kinetochore; mitotic spindle assembly checkpoint signaling
Cellular component (GO): mitotic spindle; kinetochore; nuclear envelope
Source: RefSeq, a predicted model, not a curated record